Molecule: messenger RNA, 3743 nt
Organism: Neohortaea acidophila
Lineage: Eukaryota; Fungi; Ascomycota; Dothideomycetes; Mycosphaerellales; Teratosphaeriaceae
Exons: 2
Coding region: 105-3689 (1194 amino acids)
Biological process (GO): DNA-templated transcription
Cellular component (GO): RNA polymerase III complex
Molecular function (GO): DNA-directed RNA polymerase activity; DNA binding; ribonucleoside binding
Source: RefSeq, a predicted model, not a curated record
AUCAAAAGUCAAAAUGCUUCACGAACUGAACAUCACCGUUGACCAGCCACGAAGGACCAAAUGAGCUGACAUCACCCCUCACUCCCUCCAGACCCUCGGCCGAGAUGCCACCGCGUGCGAAGAAGAAGGCAGGACCGAUCGAAGUGGCUCCGAAUGAAGCGACAAAGAAGCGCAACGUUGCUCUCAAGCCAAAGCAGAAGGAUCCUGCGCCAGCGCAGCAUGUCUCAUUACCCAAGCAGAUCCAAUCGGCUAAGAGACGACCCGAGGCCGCUACGGACGACAUUGAUGCCCUACUCAAACCCUUCUACUACCAAAAAAGACUGACGGAUCCCAUCGACACGGCCAAAGAUAAAUGGAACCUCUUGCCCGCCUUCCUCCGCGUCAAAGGCCUGGUCAAACAGCACAUUGACUCCUUCAAUUACUUCACCGAGCUGGAGCUGAAGAAGAUUGUCAAAGCGAACCAGCUCGUCACCAGCGAUAUCACGCCACAAGGGUCGGAGAAAGCGAAAUGGAUCCAAUUCACCGACAUUCGCGUCGGUGUACCCGACCGUCUCGAGGACAAAUUGAACCACAUCGACUCCACCGUCACCCCGAAUGAAUGUCGGCUACGAGACAUGACCUACGCCGCUCCCAUCUACGUCGACAUUGUCUAUCCCAAACAGUCCGGCAAACACACCAUCCGAGACAUUUGCAUCGGCAGGCUUCCCAUCAUGCUUCGAAGCUCUAAAUGCGUGCUCAACGGCCGCUCGGACUCGGAAAUGGCAUUGUUGAACGAAUGCUCGCUUGACCCUGGCGGCUACUUCGUUGUGCGAGGGCAGGAGAAGGUCAUCCUCGUCCAAGAGCAACUCAGCAAGAACAGAAUCAUCGUGGAGCAGAUGAAGGGCAUCAUUCAGGCGUCCGUCACCAGCCAUACCGCCAACGUGAAGACGAAGACGUAUGUCUUGCUGAAAAAGAACGCCCUCUUCCUCAAGCAUAACUCCCUCAACGAAGACAUCCCCGUCGCCAUCCUGUUCCGAGCAAUGGGCAUCCAGUCCGACAACGAGAUCCUCUUUUUGGCAGCGGGAAGUGACGCUCAGUAUCAAGACGAGUUCGCUCCAAAUCUUGAGCUCGCGGCGCAGGAAGGGGUCUUCACCCAGGAACAGGCUCUUGACUACAUUUCCACCCGAAUGAAAGCGGACCGCUUUGCCCCAAGGUUCGGCAAAGAUGCCAAAACACCAAAGCAGGCGGCGCUGGAUAAGCUUGCAAACACCAUCAUCCCUCACGUUACGGUGACAGGGAUGAACUUUCGACCAAAGGCACUCUACGUGGCCUUUAUGACUCGACGAGUGUUAAUGGCAAUGCACGAUCCCUCGCUCGUCGACGAUCGUGACUAUGUCGGCAACAAGCGUCUCGAGCUGGCAGGCCAGAUGCUUUCGCUCUUGUUUGAAGAUUUGUUCAAGGAGUUCACGAAGAACAUCAAGAUGAACAUGGACAAGCUUUUGAGGAAACAUCACCCUACCGAGGAGUGGAACCCGCGGAACACUGUUGAGCAAUUCGCAAUUCGCAUCACCAGCGGCAUGGAGCGGGCCAUCGCCACCGGCAACUGGACCUUGAAACGCUUUCGCAUGGAUCGGGCUGGGGUGUCGCAUGUCCUGAGCAGAUUGAGCUAUAUUAGUGCUUUAGGCAUGAUGACCAGGAUCAGCAGCCAGUUCGAGAAGACGCGAAAGAUUUCAGGACCCCGAGCGCUACAGCCCUCACAGUUCGGCAUGCUAUGCACUUCGGACACUCCAGAAGGAGAGUCUUGUGGACUCAUCAAGAACUUGGCGCUUAUGACGCACAUCACCACCGCGGACGAUGAGGAGCCGGUGAAAAAGAUGGUCUUCAUCCUCGGAGCUGAAGAUGUCACAUCUUUGUGUGGAGAAGAGAUCUACGGCGCGGGUGCCUUCAUCAUCUUCAUCAACGGCACGCCAAUCGCGCUCACACGGCAUCCCAAGCAGUUCCUGGUUGGGUUCCGGAGAUUUCGAAGAAUGGGCAGGAUAUCCGAAUUCGUCAGCAUCUAUGUGAACUACCAGCAUAACGGAGUUCACAUUGCUACUGACGAAGGCAGAGUCUGUCGACCCUUGAUCAUAGUAGAGAAGGGCAGGUCGAAGGUGACUGCUCGAUUCUUGGAAUCAUUACGGAAGGGGACUAUGGACUUUGACGACGCGCUCUCCCGCGGCAUUGUGGAGUACCUGGAUGUCAAUGAAGAGAACGAUUCGAACAUCGCCGUCUACGAAGAUGGCAUUGGCGCCCAUACGACGCACCUCGAAAUCGAGCCUUUCACGAUUCUUGGAGCAGUGGCUGGGCUGAUCCCUUAUCCGCAUCACAACCAAUCCCCUCGCAACACCUAUCAGUGUGCCAUGGGCAAGCAAGCCAUCGGAGCGAUCGCCUACAACCAGUUUGAGCGCAUUGACAGUCUGCUGUACUUGAUGGUCUACCCCCACAAGCCUCUCGUCAGCACCCGAACGAUCGAAUUGGUCAAGUACGACAAACUGCCCGCCGGCCAGAAUGCCAUUGUGGCAGUCAUGUCAUACUCAGGAUACGACAUCGAAGACGCCCUCGUCAUCAACAAGGCCUCUUGCGACCGUGGCUUCGGGCGCUGCCAAGUCUUCAAAAAAUUGAGCAUGCCGCUGAAGAAGUAUGGCAACGGCUACCAAGAUCGCCUGAUCGAUCGAGAUGCCACAAAUCCCCGACACAAGAAGCUCGGCAAAGACGGCCUACCUGACGUCGGCUUCGAGCUGGAAUCAGGCGACAUGUACAUCCUCAAGGAAACACCACUCCAAAAGGACGCCGCCGUGCCUCCCAACCAGCAAACGUGGGCGGCAGUGCACAUGGCCUAUAAACUCCCCGACCCCUGCUACGCCGACAAAGUCAUGAUCUCCGCCAACGAAGCCGACAACACCAUCAUCAAAAUCCAAACGCGCCAGACCCGGCGCCCGGAAAUCGGCGACAAAUUCUCCUCCCGUCAUGGCCAAAAGGGCGUCGUGGGAAUCAUCGCCGAGCAAGCCGACAUGCCCUUCACAGACCAAGGCAUCGUGCCGGACAUCAUCAUGAACCCCCACGGCUUCCCCUCCCGCAUGACCGUCGGCAAAAUGCUCGAGCUUGUGGCGGGCAAAGCGGGCGUGCUGGCCGGCACACAGGAAUACGGGACUGCUUUCGGCGGCAGCAAAGUCGAAGACAUGGGCGCCGAGCUCGUCCGUCGCGGCUUCAGCUACUCCGGCAAGGAUUUCGUCACCUCUGGCAUCACCGGCGAGAGUCUGCCGUCUUACGUCUUCUUCGGCCCCAUUUACUACCAGAAGCUGAAGCACAUGGUGCAGGACAAGAUGCACGCGCGUUCCACGGGGCCGCGCGCGAUCCUCACUCGUCAGCCUACCGAAGGACGCUCACGCGCCGGUGGGCUGCGAUUGGGUGAGAUGGAGCGCGAUUGUCUGAUUGCGUAUGGCGCCAGCCAGCUCCUGCUCGAGCGGCUGAUGAUCUCCUCCGACGCGCACGAGGUGGACGUGUGCGAGGCGUGCGGCAUGAUGGGGUACAAUAAUUGGUGCCAGGGGUGUGCGAGCAGUCGUGGCGUCGUGCGGAUGACGCUGCCGUAUGCGGCGAAGCUGCUGAUUCAGGAGCUGAUGAGCAUGAAUGUCAAGGCGGCUUUGCAGUUGGAGGAUGAAUUUCCGAGGUAGUGAGGGGAGGAAUAGCGGCAGAUCUGGGGUAGAAGAAGAAAUGAAAGACUUGAC